AUGGAAGUUAAUGCCAUGUUCCCCAUCGCAGCUGGACUGCGAUAUAACACAAGGGCUUAUACAAAAGUGUAUAAGAACUGUCCCAAACUCCUGCUGCGUCUGUGGAAAAUCCUGCGAGUCUUCUGGAGAAGAGGGAGGAUCCCUGAACAAUGGAGAGUGGCUGAAGGGGUAUGGAUCCCAAAGGAGGAAAACUCCACUCAGCUAGACCAGUUCCGCAUCAUCUCCCUGCUGUGUGUUGAGGCAAAGGUUUUCUUCAGUGCUGUUUCCAAACGGCUGUGUACCUACCUGGCAAAGAACACCUACAUCGAUACAUCUGUCCAGAAAGGCGGCAUUCCAGGAAUGUCAGGAUGUCUGGAGCAUACUGGUGUGGUGACACAGCUAAUUCGGGAGGCCAGAGAGAACAAGGGCAACCUGUCAGUGUUGUGGCUUGACCUGGCAAAUGCAUUCGGUUCCAUUCCACACAAGCUGGUUCAGCUCACCUUGAGAAAACAUCAUGUACCCAGCAGGUGUAGAGACCUCAUCGCUGAUUAUUACAGCAAUUUCAGGAUGAGGGUCUCUUCAGGAGCAAUAACAUCCAGUUGGCACAAGGUGGAGAUCGGUAUCAUCACAGGGUGUACAUUGUUCUCCCUAGCCAUGCACACUAAGUCUGCUGAGCCAGAGUGCAGAGGGCCAGACACGAAUUCCGGACAACGGCAACCACCCAUCAGGGCAUUCAUGGAUGACCUCACAGUCAUGACAGAAUCAGUCCCAGGCUGCCGGUGGAUUCUGAAGGGACUUGAAAAGCUGGUGGAGUGGGCCCGGAUGCGUUUCAAACCCGCCAAAUCCAGAUCAAUGGUGCUGAGGAAAGGGAAGGUGGAGGACAAGUUCCGGUUUAACAUCACAGGCACAGCCAUUCCAACUAUCACAGAGAAGCCAGUCAAGAGCCUGGGCAAGGUUUUUGACUGCUCUCUGAGAGACACAACAUCUAUCCAGUCGAUCUGCACUGAGUUGGAUGGCUGGCUGAAAUCCGUGGACAAGUCAGGCCUACCUGGGAAGUUUAAAGCCUGGGUCUACCAACAUGUCAUUCUUCCCAGGAUCCUGUGGCCCCUCCUUGUCUACGCGGUCCCUAUCUCAACAGUUGAGAUCUUGGAGAGGAAAGUCAGCAAACACCUCCGGAGAUGGCUUGGAUUACCAAGGAGCCUGAGCAGCAUUGCACUCUACGGGAACACCAACAAACUGCGACUGCCUUUCAAAUCCUUGGAGGAGGAAUUUAAGGUAACUAGAGCCAGAGAAGUGGUUCAGUACAGGGACUCAAGUGAUCCCAAGGUGGCUAACGUAGGGAUCCAAGUGAGGACUGGCAGGAAAUGGAGGGCAGAGGAAGCGGUUCAAGAGGCAGAUGCAAGGCUGCGUCACAGGAGCCUGGUGGGAGUGGUCACACGAGGUCGAGCAGGGCUAGGAUCCUUUCCAACUCCCCAAAUGAACACCAGGGGGAAGGAAGGGCGACGACUUGUUCAGGAGGAGGUGAGAGCAGCAGUGGAGGAGACAGGAACCUGCAAGGCAGUGGGAAUGAAGCAACAGGGAGCUUGGACGAGGUGGGAGAAUGCGGUUGAAAGGAAAGUGACCUGGGCUGAACUUUGGAAAGCCGAGCCUCACCGCAUCAAAUUCCUCAUCCAGGCAGUGUAUGACGUGCUUCCAAGCCCGUCAAAUCUGCACAUAUGGGGCAUAGCAGAGACACCAGCAUGCCCACUGCGUUCCAAGCGAGGAACACUGGAACACAUCCUCAGUUGCUGUACAAGGGCACUUGGAGAUGGUCGGUACAGGUGGAGGCAUGACCAAGUCCUCAAGACCAUUGCUGAAGCCGCAGGACUGGCGUGGGCAAAGCAGUUCCGACCCUCCAAGAAAACCAUCACCUUUGUCAGAGCUGGGGACGAGCCAACUCCUGCCAGAAGAACAUCAUCUGCAGGCAUCCUGACGUCUGCAAGAGACUGGCAGUUGUUGGUGGACCUUGAACAUCAGCUGAAGUUCCCCAGCCAUAUUGCAGUCACCACCCUGCGACCAGACAUUGUCCUUGUGUCUGAGUCCACCAAGCAAGCAGUGCUGCUGGAGCUGACAGUCCCGUGGGAAGAUCGCUUGGAAGAAGCCUUUGAGAGGAAGCUCUCCAAGUACGCAGGACUGGUCACUGACUGCCAGCAGGCUGGCUGGAGAGCAAGGUGUUUCCCUGUGGAGGUUGGAUGCAGAGGAUUUGCAGCCCGUUCCUUGGCCAGAGCCUUCAGCAGUUUAGGCAUCGAGGGUGAGAGAAAGAGGAGAGCCAUCCGCAGUACCACCGAUGCGGCAGAGAGAGCCUCAAGAUGGCUGUGGCUCAAAAGAGGGGAGCCAUGGAGUCAUGGUAGCUAGCUAGCCAUCUGGACACAAGCUGGGGUCUGAUCAGCCCCGGCUGGGUC
This is a messenger RNA of Clupea harengus (Atlantic herring), 2420 nucleotides long. RefSeq lists its product as uncharacterized. The transcript has 2 exons. The record is from RefSeq and is a predicted model, not a curated record. Bases 1 to 2373 code for a protein of 790 amino acids. NCBI's taxonomy places the organism in Eukaryota, Metazoa, Chordata, Actinopteri, Clupeiformes, Clupeidae.